AUGGCUCCCGCUCAAGUUGUCAACGUGACCCUUCCCUCCUUGCCUGCUGGCUGGACUGCUGAGAAAGACUUCAAGUCCGUCGGUACCCUCUCUGCUGCCACUCAGCGUAAUUUGGAGCCCGUUGGCCCUCACUUCCUCGCUCACGCCCGCCGUAAGCGUCACAACCGUACCUUCUCUGAGGACGAGCGUCUCCAGGCCCAGCAGAAUGUCAAGAAGACUGAGGAUGAGGAGGAUGAUGAGAUCUCCGAGGAUGAGGACCCCAUGAUGCUUGCCCGUGAGGCUAAGGACUGGAAGUCCCAGGACCACUACGCCGUUCUCGGUCUGACCCGCUACCGUUGGCGCGCAACCCCCGAGCAGAUCAAGCGUGCUCACCGCAAGAAGGUUCUGCGCCACCACCCCGAUAAGAAGGCUGCCUCCGGUCAGCGUGACGAGAACGACAGCUUCUUCAAGUGUAUCCAGAUCGCCACCGAGCUUCUGCUCGACAACACCCGCCGUCGCCAGUUCGACUCCGUCGAUGAGGCCGCCGACGUUGAGCCCCCUACCAAGAAGCAGACCCAGAAGAACUACUACAAGGCCUGGUCCCCUGUCUUCGAGGCUGAGGGUCGUUUCUCCAUCAAGCAGCCUGUCCCUCAGUUCGGUCACGAUGAGAGCGCCCAGGAGGAGGUCGAGACUUUCUACAACUUCUGGUACAACUUUGACAGCUGGCGUACAUUCGAGUACCUCGAUGAGGAUGUUCCCGAUGAUGGUGAGAGCCGUGACCAGAAGCGUCACACCGAGAAGAAGAACGCCAACGCCCGCCGUAAGCGCAAGAACGAGGAUGUCGCCCGUCUCCGUGAGCUCGUCGACGAGGUUCUCGCUGGUGAUGAGCGUAUCAAGAAGUUCCGUCAGCAAGCCCGUGCUGGUAAGGACGCUAAGCGCAAGGCCAAGGAGGAAGAGGCCCAGCGUCUGAAGGACGAGAAGGAGCGCAAGAAGGCCGAGGAGGAGCAGGCUAAGAAGGAUGCCGAGGAGUCUGCCAAGGCUGAGCGUGAGAAGAACAAGAAGGCCAAGGAGGCUGCUAAGAACGCUGCCAAGAAGAACAAGCGUGUUCUGAAGGGUUCCGUCAAGGAUGUCAACUACUUCGCUGACGGCGAGGCCUCUGCUUCCCAGGUUGACUCCGUCCUCGGUGACGUUGAGCUCAUCAUGGGCAAGAUCGAUGUUGAUGAGCUUGCUGCUCUCGCUGAGAAGCUCAACAUUGCUGGCAAGGAUGGUGCUGCCGUCAAGGCUGCUUACACCGCCGAGGCUAAGCGCCUUGUUGAUGCUGGCAAGAUCAAGGGCAGCGAGGUCAAGGUCUUCGCUUAG
Molecule: messenger RNA, 1338 nt
Organism: Penicillium malachiteum
Lineage: Eukaryota; Fungi; Ascomycota; Eurotiomycetes; Eurotiales; Aspergillaceae
Product: putative ribosome associated DnaJ chaperone Zuotin
Exons: 3
Coding region: 1-1338 (445 amino acids)
Biological process (GO): regulation of translational fidelity; 'de novo' cotranslational protein folding
Cellular component (GO): cytosol
Molecular function (GO): Hsp70 protein binding; ribosome binding
Source: RefSeq, a predicted model, not a curated record